This is a messenger RNA of Camellia sinensis, 543 nucleotides long. NCBI's taxonomy places the organism in Eukaryota, Viridiplantae, Streptophyta, Magnoliopsida, Ericales, Theaceae. The record is from RefSeq and is a predicted model, not a curated record.
GUACUGGUUCUUCUUCCUUCAGUAUAUCAUCACUGCAUGUGUAAGCGCAUAUAUAUACACAAAUAGAGAAUGGCCAUUACAUCUUCAACAAAUAAUGAAGUCAGCUUUCUCAAAACCUGCAUUAAUGGCAUCAAUGCUUUAUCUGGUAUUGGCAUUCUAUCAGUCCCAUAUGCACUCUCAUCAGGAGGCUGGUUAAGCUUAAUCCUCCUCCUCUUAAUUGCUGCUUCGGCAUGCUUCACUGCGCUUCUAAUCCGACGUUGCAUGGAUUCAGACCCAUCAAUCACAAGCUACCCUGACAUAGCUGCCAUUGCCUUUGGUAGAAAAGGAAGAAUCACAGCUUCAAUUUUCAUCUGUUUAGAGCUCUACCUUGUGGCCACAGGCCUUCUAAUACUAGAAGGUGACAAUUUACACAAGUUGGCCCCAAACUUUGCCUUAAAGUUUGGAGGUCUCAAAUUAGAUGGGAAGCAUUCAUUUGUUAUUAUUGCAGGGGUUAUGAUCUUACUGAUUUGGGUGUUUUAUCGUAUAUUUCAUUUGGGGGAGUGA